UUGAAGUUUGCAGUCUGCACUUUGUUUUCAUUUUCCUGAUUUUCUUUAUUUUGUGUAAUUUUUUUACUAAAAAAAUUGAAAUUUUUCUAAAAAUGGAUAUUCUAAAAGCUGAAAUAGCACGAAAACGUAAACUCCUAGAAGACAAGCAAGUUAUGGGUGAAAAGAAGUAUUAUCGUCGAGGCGAUUUAAAUGCCAAAAAUACUGAAGAAAUUCUACAAAAAAUCGGCUAUAAAGCUGCCGAAUUAGAAAAUAAAACAGAUGCUUCACAAGAAGGAAAUAGUAACAUACACAAAAACGUCUCUGAGACGAACAUUUUACCUCGAGCCGAAGUCAUUCGUCGUCUUCGUGAACGAGGUGAGCCAAUUUUCCUAUUCGGCGAAUCAGAAAUUGAAUCUUUUCAAAGAUUACGUUAUUGUGAAAUCUCACAGCCAGAAACAAAUCGUGGCUUUCGAAAUGAUUUCCAAGAAGCUUUGGAACAAGUCGAUCAGGCUUAUUUAAAUGAAAUGUUUGCCAAUGCUCCCACAGCCAAAGUUGAAAAGCAAACAGAUGAAGCUGAGAUAGAUGACUCAGUUAGUUGGGAGUCUAUUCAUGAAAUGGCUAAAACAAUGGGUCGAGGGAAUAAAGAACACGAUAUGGAUGUGAUUAUUACUCUUCUAACUUUCCUCUUGAAACUCUGGAAUGACCAAAUUACAUCUUAUUCCGCUCAAGAAAAACAAUCGACAAAAGUCAAAAUGGCUAGAGUAAUCUACACACAAACUAAAGAAUACGUAAAACCGUUGUUUCGAAAAUUAAAACAUAAAAACUUGCCGGAUGAUAUUUUGGAUAGUUUGAGAGAUAUUACAAAACAUUUGUUGUCGAGAAAUUACAUUCACGCGAGUGAUGCGUAUUUGGAAAUGGCUAUUGGCAAUGCUCCAUGGCCAAUUGGAGUGACUAUGGUUGGUAUUCACGCGCGUACUGGGCGGGAGAAGAUUUUCUCGAAGAACGUAGCGCAUGUAAUGAAUGACGAAACACAGAGGAAGUAUAUUCAGGGAUUGAAAAGAUUGAUGACCAAAUGUCAGGAAUAUUUUCCAACAGAUCCGUCAAAGUGUGUGGAAUAUGUGAGCAAGAAAGAUCAGGAUCAAAAUUGAGGAUUUGAUAAAUUAAUUCUUUUAGUUUGUAGGACAAUAUAAAAAAAAAAUACAA
Messenger RNA from Episyrphus balteatus (marmalade hoverfly), 1182 nucleotides. It is a transcript of the gene Prp18, whose product is annotated as pre-mRNA-splicing factor 18. The record is from RefSeq and is a predicted model, not a curated record. Bases 93 to 1127 code for a protein of 344 amino acids. Gene Ontology annotation, cellular component: U5 snRNP; U2-type post-spliceosomal complex; U4/U6 x U5 tri-snRNP complex. The transcript is spliced from 3 exons. NCBI's taxonomy places the organism in Eukaryota, Metazoa, Arthropoda, Insecta, Diptera, Syrphidae. Gene Ontology annotation, biological process: RNA splicing; generation of catalytic spliceosome for second transesterification step.